UAAUCUUAGUAACAAUCUAGACGAUUGUAUAGUCUAGAUGUGCAGUCUGGAGAGUCCAGAGCUCAGAGUCAGUUCAAGUAAAACUAUUUAUCUAAAAUGCUCCUCAAUUUUUGAAUUCUUCCCGGACAAACAUCAUCCAGUUGAAUCGAACCCGAAUCCGAUGCGAAUGACUAAGAUAAUAGUCGCCCAUAAGAAGAAUGUACUGGAGAUGUUGCUGUCAGCAGCGACCAGCUCUUGCUUCUUGCAGCGGAAUUCUGCCUUCUUUCAUUCUAAAGUACCUUAUGCGCUCAUCAUGGUUAUCGCCCUCGACGCCGCCCGUCGUCCCACCUCCUCCCCCACCUUGAAUACCCGUUGGCGGGUGUUCAUAGUGGGGGAGGACGUGGGACGACGGGCGGCGUCGAGGCACAGGCACAUUAAGAGAAAACAGCUAUAAGGUGUUAAAUACAUACCCAUCCUAUUAGGAAAUACUAUAGGGCAAUUUGUACAAUAGGCAAAUAAUGCAUACAAUGAAGUUAUGUAUAUGCAUUAAAUUAUUCUUGAAGACUUUAGGAUUUCUUAACGUCGAAUAAUAAUGAAUUUAAAAUAAAUUGUAAAGUAAUGGGCACCUGA
Drosophila albomicans is the source of this 609-nucleotide messenger RNA. RefSeq lists its product as uncharacterized. The record is from RefSeq and is a predicted model, not a curated record. NCBI's taxonomy places the organism in Eukaryota, Metazoa, Arthropoda, Insecta, Diptera, Drosophilidae. The coding region runs from base 38 to 433 and encodes 131 amino acids. The transcript has 2 exons.